AUGCUCAGGCUCUGGGUAGAAUCUUCAGAGGACACGUCUAUUUUUUAUUGGCUGAGAUUCGUUUUCCUCUCACCAUGUCCACAACGAGCCCUGCUAUCUACGGUUGAUCUACUCUUUCUACUUGUUAUGCUCAUCUUUGCAAUUCAAAAGCUCUACUCUAGAUUCAUUUCCCCGAAUCACCCCAGUUCCGAGAUAAACAAGCCUCUCAUCAGAAACAAUGGGGCUGUCCCUGGAAGCACCUUAUGGUUUAAGCUUUCCCUGAUUGUGACUGCGUUAUUAGCUUUAUCCUACACAGUUCUAUGCGUUCUGGUUUUUAUUUCUAGCAGCCAUUUCUCAGAAAUGUUCCUUGAUGGGAUGUUUUGGUUGAUUCAAGCAAUCACCCAUUUGGUGAUUACGGUUUUAAUUGUCCAUGAAAAGAGGUUUCGAGCUGCAACCCAUCCCUGGUCACUUAGAAUUUUCUGGGUUGCAAACUUCAUUCUCAUUUCUCUAUUCGCAGCUUCUGGGAUCAUUCGCCUUGUAUCUGUUGAAGAACCUUAUCCUGAAUUGAAACUGGAUGAUAUAGUAUCCUUCAUUGGUUUUCCACUAUCAAUUGUGCUUCUUGUUGUUGCUAUAAGAGGGUCAACUGGGAUUAUUCUGAGUAGAGAAUCAGAUUCGAUAAUGGAGGAAGAUGAAGUGUAUGACCCCUUGUUGAACAAAUCAUAUGUAACUGCUUUUGCUAAGGCACCUUUAAUCUCCAAAGCUUUCUGGCUUUGGAUGAAUCCCCUACUGAGCAAAGGUUACAAGUCUCCUCUCAAGGCUGAAGACGUCCCCUCCCUCUCACCAGAUCAUAGAGCUGAAAGAAUGUCUCGGAUCUUUGAAAUGAAUUGGCCCAAACCUCAUGAGAAAUCUAAGCACCCGGUUCGACUCACGUUGCUUCGCUGCUUCUGGAAAGAGAUUGCAUUCACUGCAAUCCUUGCAAUUAUACGUACCUGUGUCAUGUACGUAGGACCGGUUCUUAUCCAGGAUUUCGUUGAUUUCACAGCCGGGAAGGGGAGCUCUCCUUACGAAGGAUACUACCUUGUGGGCAUACUUCUCAUUGCUAAAUUUGUGGAAGUUUUGACCUCACACCAAUUUAAUUUCAAUUCCCAAAAGCUUGGGAUGCUUAUUCGGUCCACUUUGAUCACUUCCUUGUACAAGAAGGGUCUGAGGUUGUCUUGUUCUGCUAGACAAGACCAUGGGGUUGGGCAAAUUGUGAAUUACAUGGCUGUGGAUGCACAGCAGCUCUCUGAUAUGAUGCUUCAGCUACAUUCCAUAUGGCUUAUGCCUCUUCAACUCACUGUCGCUUUAAUACUUCUCUAUCGAUGCCUUGGUGCCUCAACGGUUACAACUCUAGUUGGGAUUAUAGCGGUUCUACUAUUUGUUCUGAUGGGCACUAAACGGAACAACAAGUUUCAAUACAAUGUGAUGAAGAAUCGGGAUUCUAGAAUGAAGGCAACCAAUGAGAUGCUUAAUUAUAUGAGGGUUAUCAAAUUUCAAGCAUGGGAAGAUCACUUCAAUAAACGAAUUUUGUCAUUCCGUGAAUCAGAAUUUGGGUGGCUGUCUAAGUUCAUGUACUCUAUUUCUGGCAAUAUAAUUGUUUUGUGGAGCACUCCAUUGUUGAUUUCCACAAUCACUUUCGGUGCUGCCCUUCUGUUGGGGGUUCCACUUGAUGCUGGCACUGUUUUCACAGCAACAACUCUUUUCAGGAUUCUUCAGGAGCCGCUUAGGACUUUCCCGCAGUCUAUGAUAUCCUUUUCACAAGCAUUGAUUUCACUUGGGAGACUGGACAAGUUUAUGACAAGUAAGGAACUGGUUGAUGAGGCAGUGGCGAGAAAUGAAGGUUGUGAAGGUACAAUUGCAGUGGACGUGAAGGAUGGAGCCUUUAGCUGGGAUGAUGAAGGUGCAGAACAAGUUGUGAAAAAUAUAAAUGUAGAGAUCGAAAAGGGACAGCUCGUUGCCAUAGUUGGGACUGUUGGAUCUGGGAAAUCUUCUCUGUUGGCCUCAAUUCUUGGCGAGAUGCACAAAAUAUCAGGGCAGGUUAGGGUUUGUGGUACCACUGCCUAUGUUGCUCAAACAUCAUGGAUUCAGAAUGGAACCAUACAAGAAAACGUUCUGUUUGGUUUACCAAUGAAUAGAGAGAGAUACAGGGAAGUUAUUAGUGGUGGACAGAAGCAGCGGAUACAACUUGCAAGAGCUGUUUAUCAGGAUUGUGAUAUCUAUUUUCUUGACGACGUAUUUAGUGCAGUGGAUGCUCACACUGGCUCAGAGAUCUUCAAGGAAUGUGUAAGGGGAGCCCUCAAGAAUAAGACCAUUCUCCUGGUGACUCACCAAGUUGACUUCUUGCAUAACAUUGAUCUUAUCUUAGUCAUGCGAGAUGGGAUGAUAACACAAUCAGGAAAAUACAAUGAUCUUCUGGAAUCUGGCAUGGAUUUCAAAGCACUAGUAGCUGCUCAUGAAACCUCCAUGGAACUAGUAGAAGUUGAAACUCCCAUGCCUGGGGAAAGUUCUCCUAGAACACCUAAAACACCAAAAGUUUCUCGAAUGCCUUCUAACCAUGGGGAAGCAAAUGGAGAAGAUAAAUUCCUGGACCAAUCAAAUUCCAAUGCCGGCACUUCUAAGCUCAUUAAAGAAGAAGAAAGAGAGACUGGAAGAGGUACUUUAAUGUCCUCUGAUUAUUGGUUGGCAUAUGAAACUUCGGAAGAGCAGGCUGUGUCAUUCAAUCCAUCUCUAUUCAUCAGCGUAUAUGGGAUUAUUGCAGCAAUUUCUGUGGUGUUCAUAUUAAUAAGAGCCUUCUUUGUUACUGCACUUGGGCUUAAGACUGCUCAGAUUUUCUUCAGUCAAAUUCUUUACAGCAUAUUGCAUGCUCCUAUGUCAUUCUUCGACACUACACCUUCAGGAAGAAUCCUGAGUCGGCAUGGCAAUUUCCAUGUAUAUCACAGUUCUGAGUAUCCUGAUCAUCACAUGCCAGUAUGCCUGGCCAACCAUAUUCCUUAUAGCACCACUAGCUUGGCUGAAUUUUGGGUACCGGGAUACUACCUUUCCACAUCUCGUGAACUCACUCGACUGGAUUCUAUUACCAAAGCUCCUGUUAUUCACCACUUCUCAGAGAGCAUCAGUGGUGUUAUGACAAUUCGGUGUUUUAGGAAGCAGAAAAUGUUUUGUCAGGAGAAUGUUAAUAGAGUGAAUGCGAAUUUGCGCAUGGAUUUCCACAACAACGGGUCUAAUGAGUGUAUUAUAAACCCAGCGAAUGUUGGAUUAUCUCUGUCCUAUGGCCUGUCCCUCAACAGCAUGCUGUUCUGGUCUAUUUAUAUGAGCUGCUUUGUGGAAAACAGAAUGGUGUCUGUUGAGAGGAUUAAGCAAUUCACAAACAUUCCUUCUGAAGCUGAAUGGGAGAAGAAAGAUUGUCUUCCUUCUCCAAACUGGCCUACCCACGGCAACAUUGAGCUCAAAGAUUUGCAGGUUAGGUAUCGUCCAAAUACUCCUCUUGUGCUCAAAGGUGUCACACUCAACAUCCGAGGUGGAGAGAAGAUUGGUGUUGUUGGUAGAACAGGAAGUGGAAAAUCGACUCUAGUACAGGUUUUCUUUAGGCUGGUGGAGCCUUCAGGAGGGAGAAUAAUAGUUGAUGGCAUUGACGUUUGCAUGCUGGGACUUCAUGAUCUCAGGUCUCGCUUUGGAUCAUUCCUCAAGAGCCAGUCCUUUUUGAAGGAACUGUUAGGAGUAAUAUUGACCCAAUUGGGAUGCAUUCAGAUGAAGAUAUAUGGAAGCCUUGAGCGUUGCCAACUUAAAGAUGUGGUGGCCGCAAAACCUGUUGUUGAUAACGGAGACAAUUGGAGCGUGGGGCAGAGGCAGCUCCUCUGCUUAGGAAGGGUAAUGCUGAAGCACAGCAGGCUUUUGUUUAUGGAUGAGGCAACCGCGUCUGUUGAUUCACAAACUGAUGCUGUAAUCCAAAAAAUCAUCCGAGAAGAUUUUGCAGCCUGCACAAUCAUCAGCAUUGCUCACAGAAUUCCCACAGUCAUGGACUGUGAUAGAGUCUUAGUUAUUGACGCAGGGAGAGCAAAGGAGUUCGACAAGCCAUCCCACUUGCUCGAGAGGUCCUCACUGUUCGGGGCAUUGGUUCAGGAGUAUGCAAACCGGUCCUCUGGACUAUGA
Molecule: messenger RNA, 4167 nt
Organism: Thlaspi arvense
Lineage: Eukaryota; Viridiplantae; Streptophyta; Magnoliopsida; Brassicales; Brassicaceae
Source: the annotation of a GenBank genome assembly